Messenger RNA from Alosa alosa (allis shad), 1509 nucleotides. It is a transcript of the gene dhrs1, whose product is annotated as dehydrogenase/reductase (SDR family) member 1. NCBI's taxonomy places the organism in Eukaryota, Metazoa, Chordata, Actinopteri, Clupeiformes, Clupeidae. The transcript has 9 exons. The coding region runs from base 160 to 1092 and encodes 310 amino acids. The record is from RefSeq and is a predicted model, not a curated record.
UGUUUGCUUAUCAGUGGUGAACUUCCACACAGUUAUGUAGUUCUGGCAAAAAGCAAUGACAAGCCUAUUCUGUUUAGUCAUCUCUGAUUGCGCAUUUUGGAACAGUAGCCUACUGAGGAAUCAGAAGUAGCCUAAAAUUUGAUCGACUAGUUGACGACGAUGGCGCUGUCUGGGUGGAUUUGUUUGGUAACGGGAGCCUCAAGGGGUAUCGGUAGAGGUAUCGCUUUGCAGUUAUCAGAAGCUGGAGCCACAGUGUAUAUCACUGGUCGCCAGGAGAACACCUUGAAGCACACUGCAGCUGAGGUCAAAGAAAGAGGAGGCAAUUGUAUACCAGUGAUAUGUGAUUCCUCAAAAGAGGGUGACAUUGAGGCACUCUUUGAAAGAAUAAAAGAGGAGCAAAAUGGCAGAUUGGACAUGUUGGUAAACAACGCCUAUGCUGGAGUACAGGUGAUAUUUGACAACAUGGGAAAGAAAUUCUGGGAAACUGAUCCAUCCAUGUGGGAUACAAUUAACAACACAGGACUGAGAGGCCACUACUUUUGCUCUGUCUAUGCUGCCAGACUGAUGGUGGCCCAGGGAAAGGGCCUAAUCAUUAUGAUCUCCUCCAUGGGAGGACUGCGCUAUCUCUUCAAUGUUCCCUAUGGAGUUGGCAAGGCUGCUUGUGACAGGCUUGCGGCAGACACUGCAGUGGAGCUUAAGAGCAGAGGAGUGGCGUCCGUGAGUCUGUGGCCAGGCGCAGUGCAGACUGAAAUGAUCUCUAAGAUGGUACUCGAGAAAGAUCAACCUCUCGGGGUUGACCCAAAGUUCAAAGAUGUGUUUGAAAAUGGAGAGACUACAGAGCUAAGUGGCAGAUGCAUUGUUGAGUUGGCCAAAGAUCAAAAUCUGAUGUCCCUCACGGGAAAGGUUCUAAUGACGUGUGACCUGGCGAGACGUUACAACCUAAAGGAUGUUGAUGGACGCAAUGUACUUGACUACACAUCCUUGAAGUUUGCGUUGACUCAGGUGCCCUACCUGUCUUGGCUGUCCUCCAUCACUCCGUCAUUCCUUCGUGUACCUCGAUUCAUCCUCACACUAGCAAGUGGACGUUUCUAAGUGAACACAUGGUGGUGUAAAACUACAAUUGGGAUUGUUGACUGAAUUUAUUAAGUGCAAUACUAAUACUUUUUGUUCAUUUUCAUGUUGUGUGCACAUUCUCAUAUGGUGAAAUGGAAGGACAUGUUCAGUUUUCUAAUUUGUAUGUUUUUUUCAAUAUGAAGUAAUCAUCUUGCUCAACAGCAACAACUUUUUAUUAUCACAUGAUUUUGGAGAUAUUAUAACAAUGCAACACUAUAGGCUACCUCCCAAGUUGUGCCUUCUACAGAAAACCUAGGCUUACCCAUAAAGUUUGAUAUAAGAAUUUGCUGUAUGGCUAGCCUACAGAUCUCAGAAUUCACCUAUUAGGCCUACAAUUUUUGUCAGUUGUAGCCUACUCGUAUAAUGCCGAAAAAUAAAAGUGGGAAAUUAAGAAAA